Sporothrix schenckii 1099-18 is the source of this 258-nucleotide messenger RNA. RefSeq lists its product as uncharacterized. Bases 1 to 258 code for a protein of 85 amino acids. The transcript has a single exon. NCBI's taxonomy places the organism in Eukaryota, Fungi, Ascomycota, Sordariomycetes, Ophiostomatales, Ophiostomataceae. The record is from RefSeq and is a predicted model, not a curated record.
AUGGCCCUGGUCAGGUACCCGCUGUGGCACACCAUCUCGCAGUUCCUGGACGCUGAUGGGCUGGCCGCCAGGGAAUCACGGAGCACGACUACGCGCCUCGAGGAGGUGACGGCAGGAGAGAUGGCAGUAGCCUGUCCUUUGGAGUACGUCGUCUGGUCGUGCAGUCGUCCUCUGUGUGGUUUGUGCAAUGUGGAACUACAAGUACUGCGCUUUUCUGUUUUGGCAGUUUGUCAUUUGUCAUUUGUCAUGUUGGAGUAA